AUGCUGCUUCUGGUAGUGACACUAUUUGCUUAUCUAACCACUGCAGAAGAGCCUUUGUGCAGGUUACAGGGGAGUUCUCAUUUGCCUUUCUUCUCAAAGGAUGGUGAUAUUAUAAUUGGGGCUAUAUUUCUAUUUCAUGGUCUGCAGAAUACAAGAAAUGCAUUUCAAACCAAGCCUGAACCCCCUUUAUGUAAAGGCUUAAACCUAAGAGAAUUUCAGUUUGCUGAAACAAUGAUUUUUGCUAUUGAAGAAAUAAACAACAGAACUGAUUUACUUCCUGGUAUAAUUCUGGGAUAUAGGAUUUAUGAUGCAUGUAGUUCAAUACACUUAGCAAUAAGUGCUGCCAUGGCUCUAAUGAAUGGGCCAGAAAGUGAAACAUCAUCUAAAAAGUCUUGUUCUAAAACAUCUUCUGUUCAUGCCAUUAUUGGAUUGUCUGGCUCAUCGCAGACCAUUGGAGUGGCAACAGCUAUCCGAUCUUUCCACAUACCUUUGAUAAGUUAUGUUGCUACCUGUGCAUGUCUUAGCAACAAACAGGAAUACCCUACAUUUUUUCGAACCAUAUCAAGUGAUUAUUAUCAGAGCAGAGCCCUAGCUCAACUUAUAAAAUAUUUUGGUUGGACCUGGGUUGGCACAAUAAGAAGUGACAAUGAUUAUGGUAACCUGGGAAUGGCUACUUUCAUAGAAGCUGUACAACAAGUGGGUGUUUGCAUUGAGUAUUCUGAGGCCAUAUACAGAAGUAAUCCAAGAGAAAAAUUUGUUAAAACUGUUCGAGUUAUAAAAGAAUCAUCAUCAAAGGUUAUUGUAGCUUUUUUAUCGUUAUUGGACAUGGAAGUUUUGCUAAAAGAACUUAUUCUUCAAAAUGUCACAGAUUUACAAUGGAUAGGCAGUGAGGGUUGGAUUUCUGCCAGAAUAUUUGCAACAGAUGAAAUCUAUAAAAUCCUUGGUGGUGCCAUUGGAUUUGCAAUAGGAAAUGCAGUGAUUCCUGGACUGAAAGAAUAUUUAUUAAAUGUUCGCCCAUCCAGUGAUCCUCAGAAUGCUGGUUUGAAUGAAUUUUGGGAAAGUACUUUUAGUUGCACAUUAAAUUCAAACUCUCAGACAUUUUCUAAUUACUGCACUGGAUAUGAGAAUUUAAGAGAAAUAAAAAAUGAAUACACAGAUGUUUCUGAAUUCAGAAUUCCUGGGAAUGUUUAUGAAGCAGUAUAUGCAAUAGCUUAUUCUUUUCAAAAUAUGUUUAAUUGCAAGCAAGGCCAAGAGGCAUUCACCAAUCGUACAUGUCCAAACCGAAUGCAAAUUGAACCUUGGCAGGUAGUGCAGUACCUCAAAGGUGUAAAUUUUACAACCAGAUAUGGAGAAAACAUAUACUUUGAUGCAAAUGGAGAUCCAGCAGCUAGAUAUGAAUUGGUAAACUGGCAAUCAAGUGAAGAGGGAAUCAAAUUUGUCACGAUUGGUGUAUAUGAUGCCUCUCUACCAGAAGGACAGCAGUUCAUAAUGAAUAAUGUCAACAUUAUCUAUGCAGGAAACCAAAAUAAGGUUCCUAAAUCUUUAUGCAGUGAAAACUGUCAGCCAGGAACACGUAAAGCAGCCAGAAAAGGUCAGCCCCUGUGUUGUUUUGACUGCAUAGCAUGUGCUGAUGGUGAAAUCAGUAAUUCAACAAAUUCACUAGAUUGUCUGAGCUGCCCAUUGGAAUAUAAAUCAAAUGAAAAGAGAACCAAGUGCAUUUUGAAAGAAAUUGAAUUUUUAUCAUUUGGCGAGAUAAUGGGGUUGCUCUUAACAAUAGUUUCAUUGCUUGGAGCAUGUAUAACUAUAGGAAUUGCAGUAAUUUUUUUCCAUUUCAAAGACACCCCUGUUGUCAGAGCUAAUAAUUCUGAGAUAAGUUUCCUUUUGCUCAUCUCUUUAACUCUGUGUUUCCUAUGCUCUUUGACUUUCAUAAGCCAGCCGUCUGAAUGGUCAUGUAUGUUGCGUCAUACCGCAUUUGGCAUAACAUUUGUCCUCUGCAUUUCUUGUGUAUUGGCUAAAACAAUUGUGGUUUUAAUGGCCUUUAGGGCUACACUGCCUGGCAGCAACAUUAUGAAAUGGUUUGGUCCCACCCAGCAGAGAUUAAGCAUUUGUGUAUUUGCAAUGCCGCAGAUCUUAAUAUGUAUACUUUGGCUAAUAAUAGCCCCACCUUUUCCAAACAGAAACAUGAAGUCCUUCAAAGAAAAGGUCAUUUUUGAAUGUAGUUUGGGAUCACCUCUAGCAUUUAUGGUAGUAUUGGGUUACAUUGGUUUUCUUGCCAUCAUAUGCUUUGUUUUAGCUUUCCUGGCUCGCAAAUUACCAGAUAAUUUUAAUGAAGCAAAAUUUAUAACCUUUAGUAUGCUGAUUUUCUGUGCAGUUUGGAUCACAUUUAUUCCAGCUUACAUUAGCUCACCAGGAAAAUAUACUGUGGCAGUGGAAAUAUUUGCCAUUUUAGCAUCAGGGUUUGGCCUACUGUUUUGCAUUUUUGCUCCUAAAUGUUUUAUAAUAUUAUUUAAACCUGAGCAAAACACAAAAAAGCAUCUGAUGAGCAAAACUCCAGUCAAAUAA
Molecule: messenger RNA, 2562 nt
Organism: Polypterus senegalus (gray bichir)
Lineage: Eukaryota; Metazoa; Chordata; Cladistia; Polypteriformes; Polypteridae
Product: extracellular calcium-sensing receptor-like
Exons: 6
Coding region: 1-2562 (853 amino acids)
Biological process (GO): G protein-coupled receptor signaling pathway
Cellular component (GO): membrane
Molecular function (GO): G protein-coupled receptor activity
Source: RefSeq, a predicted model, not a curated record